CCUUCGAAGAAGAAGCAACAGCGGCAGCCUAUCCAUGAACUGAAAGAGCCGCAACGUAACAUGGGAAAAUGGCGGCUGUUCAGGAUGGUCAGAUCGAACCGGAGAGCGAAAAGGAAAUUAAAUCGGAAACGUUGAACGAUGCGACGGGAAACCAUGCAGCUGCAGUCGGGGGGCUGCUUCCCUCCUCUCCGGUUUCGACUGCGUCCGUUGGGGCCUCAAACUCCUCGAAAGCGGCGGCGUCGGAGGACCAGCAGACUCUCCUGGCCGUGCUGCAGUUCCUCAAGAGGAACAAGCUGGUGGAAUCGGCCGAUAUCCUGCGCCGAGAGGCCGGCUUGCUGGAGGAGUCGGAUGACGCGCAGGGCUCCGAGGGCGGCCGGGAUGAGUUAGGGGGGGCGAGUGCGGAUGAAGGCGGGGAGGCAGCGUCGCUUUUCAGCCGAGUGACAAGCGCCACGGGAGCCUCUGGUAUCGCAACAGGUCCGGCGCCUAGUAAAGCUACAGUAGCCCAAGGAAGCGAGGACCAACCAGAUGUCAGUGUGGUACUUUCUGCCUACAGCCAGCAGGGGGACCCAGCACUGUACCAGAUGUACUACAGUGGACUCAAGAAGUUUAUUGAGUCGGUUCUUGACUGUCACAGAGCUGAACUGUCACAGCUAUUUUACCCACUGUUUGUCCACAUGUACCUGGAGCUCGUGUACAACAACCAUGAACAAGAAGCAAAGGAAUUCUUUGAAAAAUUCCAUGGAGACCAGGAGUGUUACUAUCGGGAUGAUCUGCGGGUGCUGUCCGGGAUGUCCAAGAAGGAGCACAUGAGAGGCAACGAGACGCUCCUCGACUUCCGUACCAGCAAGUUCGUGCUGCGCAUCUCCCGGGACUCGUACCAGCUGCUCAAGAGGCACCUGCAGGAGCGCCAGAACAACCAGAUCUGGAACAUCAUCCAGGAGCACCUCUACAUCGACAUCUUCGACGGCAUGCCACGCAGCAAGAGCCAGAUCGACAGCAUGUCGGGGAGUCUGGCGGGGGAGGCCAAGCGGGAAGCCAACAAGGCCAAGGUGUUCUACGGACUCCUGAAGGAACCGGAGAUCGAGGUGCCCCUAGAUGAUGAGGACGAGGAGGCGGAGAACGAGGAGGGGAAGCCCAAGAAGAAGAAACCGAAAAAGGACAGCAUGGGCUCGAAGAGCAAGAAGCAGGAUCCCAAUGCGCCCCAGCAGAACAGGAUUCCUCUUCCUGAGCUGAAGGAUUCUGACAAGCUGGAUAAAAUCAUGUAUAUGAAGGAGGCCACCAAGCGUAUCCGACUGGGCCCAGACAACCUGCCAUCAAUCUGCUUCUACACCUUUCUCAACGCCUACCAGGGUCUGACCGCUGUGGAUAUCACGGACGACUCCAGCCUGAUCGCCGGCGGCUUCGCGGACUCCACCGUACGAGUGUGGAGCGUCACUCCCAGGAAGCUGCGUGCGGUCAAAUCCGCAACAGACUUGAGUUUGAUCGAUAAGGAGUCGGAAGACGUCCUGGAAAGAAUCAUGGAUGAAAAGACAGCGAGCGAAUCCAAGAUCUUGUACGGACACAACGGUCCGGUGUAUGGAAUUAGCUUCAGCCCGGAUAGGAACUAUCUGCUGUCCUGCUCGGAGGAUGGUACUGUGAGGCUGUGGAGCCUGCAGACCUUCACCUGCCUGGUGUGCUACAAGGGACACAACUACCCCGUGUGGGAUGUGCAGUUCUCCCCGCAUGGCUACUACUUCACGUCCGGGGGCCACGACCGUGUUGCUCGGCUCUGGGCCACGGAUCACUACCAGCCUCUGCGCAUGUUCGCGGGCCACCUGGCCGACAUCACCUGUACCCGCUUCCAUCCCAACUCCAACUACUUGGCCACGGGGUCAGCUGACCGCACCGUCAGGCUCUGGGACAUCCUGAACGGCAACUGCAAUCGCAUCUUCACGGGGCACAAGGGACCUAUCCACUCGCUGGCCUUCUCCCCCAACGGGAAAUUCCUGGCGUCGGGGGCCACUGACGGCCGGGUUCUCCUAUGGGACAUCGGCCGGGGGCUGAUGAUCGAGGAGCUCAAUGGUCACACGGACACAAUCUACGCCCUCAAGUUCAGUCGAGAUGGAGAGAUACUGGCUUCAGGCUCCAUGGACAACACGGUCCGCCUCUGGGACGCGGUGAAGGCCUUCGACGACAUCGAGACGGACGACUUCACCGCCGCCACCGGUCACGUGCACCUGUCGGAGAAUUCCCUGGAGCUGCAGCUGGGGACCUACACGUCCAAAUCCACACCCGUCAUCCACCUGCACUUCACUCGCCGGAACCUGCUGCUGGCGGCUGGGGGGUAUAACCCAUAGGGGGGGGGGGGCACCUUGAGGCUUCCCUGACUUGGGGGCAUGGCGGACAGGGGGUCCGGCAUAGCGACAGACCCAUCUUGAGAACUUUGCUAAUAUGAUAAAAAUGUGAUUGAGGUCCCGAUCUUUCACGAAAGUCACCUCCUCUGGCAUGGAAUCGCAGGGAGGCUGUCGGUUCCUCCUCAUAAACUCACAAACGGACGGUUUAGGUUGCAGUCACUGCCAGGCCUGAGGCCCACGUUCCCCAGUGUGGCUCGCAAACACACGGCAUUUCAGUCAUUAUGCAAUAUGUAAAUAGAAAUAAACAUUUUUAACAGGAACGCUUGUAUGCGCUGUUCGAUUUAAGGCUCUCGACACGAUUGUAUGCGACAGCAGACAGAAGAGAGAAGCUGAUCAGGAAGCGUGCUUCAGCCGUGACUGCAGAUCCAGUUUGAAGCAGAAAACGAAAAUCAGCCGCCAUGGGAUCUGCUGCUGGUGUCUUAAGUCAGUGUUUCUCAGCCCGGCCUGCAGGGGACCGUCACCUUUUCUGGUAGGGAGCUUGGAGGGAGUAAAAACAGGCCAGCUGGGGUUCCCAAGGAUCGGACUGAGAAACAUUGCUUUAAGUUGUGUAGAUUUCUUCUAGUACAUCGGCUUAGCUGAUAGGCCAGUUGAAGUGUUGACUCAGACAUUUCAUGCCAUUGAAUACAUUAACAAACCUGCCUUUGUAAGGAUGAAAGACCGUCGCACUCUUUUGAAAAGGUUCCUUAGUUACUGUUUUAAUAAAUCAGCGAAAGAAAACUUGUUGCCUAUUGCCAAAAGGUUGUACUGGUUGUACUGGUGCUGCGGGCUUCUGAUUGGUCAUUCCCUGAGAGCCCAGUUGUGAUUGGUCUACAUAAAUGCCAGUUGAAAUUGAGUAAUAUAAAAAGACUAUUUUAUAUAUGAUAUUGUACAGCUUUCUCCUGUUUUCUAAUUACAUAUUUAUGUAACAA
Messenger RNA from Paramormyrops kingsleyae, 3301 nucleotides. It is a transcript of the gene taf5, whose product is annotated as TAF5 RNA polymerase II, TATA box binding protein (TBP)-associated factor. Gene Ontology annotation, cellular component: transcription factor TFIID complex. Gene Ontology annotation, biological process: transcription initiation at RNA polymerase II promoter. Gene Ontology annotation, molecular function: RNA polymerase II general transcription initiation factor activity; protein binding. NCBI's taxonomy places the organism in Eukaryota, Metazoa, Chordata, Actinopteri, Osteoglossiformes, Mormyridae. The record is from RefSeq and is a predicted model, not a curated record.